AUGAAUAUCCGCUCCGCGUACGCAGUACCUCGGGCGGCUCGCAUCCUCCGACGCUGGCCGUCUACAAGCUCGGUAAGCUCGGUCCGAGCAUUUUCGACGACAUUGCACCGUGACGCAACAUGGGGAUUUGUCGGAUUAGGCCAGAUGGGCUACAAUAUGGCCAAAAAUCUUCGGGCUAAGAUUCCUGCUUCUGACACACUUAUUGUACGCGACGUGAAUAAGGAUGCUAUGACUCGGUUUGUCGAGGAGUCGCAGGAGAUUGCGAGGAGCAGUGGGGCUGGUGCCGAGGUCGGACGAGUGGAGGUUGCUGAGAAUGCGCGUGAAGUUGCAGAGAAGUCGACGGUGAUGAUUACCAGUCUCCCUGAAUCUCAGCAUGUUACGGAGGUGUACAAUUCUAUUAUGAAGCCUGGAAAUCUUCCGGUUCUCGAGCAGGAGCGUCUCUUCAUCGACACUUCAACUAUUGACCCUGUCACCUCAAAGGGUAUCGCCAACGCAAUCCACACCACCCAGACUGGCCGCUUUGUCGACGCCCCGGUUUCUGGAGGGGUAGUUGGGGCCAAAGCAGGCACAUUGUCAUUCAUGUUCGGUGCUUCUGCAGAGAAUGAAGAAUUCCUCCAACGUGUUCGGGGCGUUCUCGCCUUGAUGGGCAAGAAGGCAUGGCACCUUGGUGAACCUGGUUCUGGGGUGUCUGGCAAACUCGCCAACAACUACAUGUUGGCCAUUAAUAACAUUGCGACAGCCGAGGCCAUGAAUCUAGGAAUUCGAUGGGGGCUGGAGCCCAAGGCGCUCGCGGAGAUGAUCAAUUCGUCUACCGGCCGCUGCUGGCCCUCGGAGGUCAACAACCCUGUUCCUGGGGUGGUAGAUACCGCGCCAGCCUCGCGUGGCUAUACGGGUGGAUUUGGAGUCAGUCUGAUGAAUAAGGAUUUACGCUUGGCUCUCUCGGCGGCUGAAGAUUCGGGGACACCUUUGGCUCUGGGUGGUCAAGCGCGCGAGGUAUACAACGCUGUCGAGGCUGCGCAUCGAGGAAAGGACUUCUCGGUUGUCUACCAAUGGCUACACGAUAAGUCAAAGUAG
Penicillium waksmanii is the source of this 1074-nucleotide messenger RNA. RefSeq lists its product as uncharacterized. Gene Ontology annotation, biological process: L-valine catabolic process. Bases 1 to 1074 code for a protein of 357 amino acids. Gene Ontology annotation, cellular component: mitochondrion. Gene Ontology annotation, molecular function: NAD binding; 3-hydroxyisobutyrate dehydrogenase activity; NADP binding. The transcript is spliced from 3 exons. The record is from RefSeq and is a predicted model, not a curated record. Lineage: Eukaryota; Fungi; Ascomycota; Eurotiomycetes; Eurotiales; Aspergillaceae.